UUUAUUGUAUAUGUUUUCAUAAUUUCAUAACAUGGCAGCAGAGCAGGCACUACUCUCGACAGAGAUCGUUAAUCGGGGCGUUGAGGCGUCGGGUCCCGAUGCCGGGUCUGUAACGUUCUCCGUACGGGUCCGGCGACGUCUGCCGGAUUUCCUACAAUCUGUAAACCUCAAGUACGUGAAGUUAGGCUAUCAUUACUUCAUAAACCAUGCGAUCUAUCUCGCGACGGUUCUGGUGCUGGUGCUGGCCUUUGGUGCUGAGGUACAGAGCGUGGGGGGCCCAACAGAUCUGUGGUCGAAGAUGUGCGAUGGAGAGAGUUAUGACCUUUUGACGGUGAUCGCUUUGUUCGGUGUGCUUGUGUUUACGGUCCUGAUUUACUUCGUGUCGCAGCCGCGGCCCAUCUACCUCAUCGAUUUCGCGUGUUAUCGGCCGUCGGAUGAAUUCAAGGUAUCAAAGCAGGACUUCAUUGAUCUGGCCCGGAAAUCCGGCAAAUUCGAUGAGCCCAGCCUCGAAUUCCAAGCCAAAAUCCUACAGUCAUCAGGCAUCGGCGACGAAACCUACAUUCCCAAAGCGAUCAUGUCUCCAGCCAAUUGCGCCACAAUGAAAGAAGGCCGCAUCGAAGCAUCAACGGUCAUAUUCGGUGCCCUCGAUGAACUCUUCGAGAAAUGCCGCAUCCAACCAAAGGACAUUGGCAUACUCGUCGUGAACUGCAGCCUAUUUAAUCCGACACCAUCGCUAUCGGCCAUGAUCGUAAAUCACUACAAGAUGAGGAGCAAUAUCUUGAGUUUCAAUCUCGGCGGUAUGGGAUGUAGCGCAGGCAUCAUCGCACUCGAUCUGGCCAAAGACAUGCUAGAAGCGAACCCACAUAGCUUGGCUGUGGUGGUGAGCACCGAAGCAAUCACGUUUACUUGGUACAACGGCCGCAACCGUUCGAUGUUGAUUCCCAACUGUUUCUUCCGCAUGGGUGGCUCUGCGGUCCUUCUAUCGAACCGCAGGCGGGACUUCCCGCGCGCAAAGUACCAGCUCGAACACAUCGUGCGCACGCAUAAAGGGUCUGAUGAUCGGAGCUUCAGAUGCAUCCACCAGAAGGAGGAUGAUCAACGGCUCAAAGGCAUAGCCAUAAGUCGGGACCUGAUGGAAGUGGGCGGCCACGCUCUGAAGACCAAUAUCACCACCCUGGGCCCACUCGUCCUCCCCGUCACCGAGCAGCUCCUCUUCUUUGCCAUGCUGAUGUGGCGAACCGUCUUCGGUGGGCCCGACGGAUCAAAGCCGUACAUUCCCAGCUACAAGCUCGCAUUUGAGCAUUUCUGUGUGCAUGCGGCGAGCAAGAACGUGCUCGACGAGCUGCAGAAGAACCUGGGCCUCAGUGACAGGAACAUGGAAGCUUCUCGAAUGACGUUGCACCGGUUCGGGAAUACGUCGAGCAGCAGCAUAUGGUACGAAAUGGCGUAUCUUGAGGGGAAGGAGAGAGUGCACCGAGGGGACCGUUUGUGGCAGCUUGCGUUCGGGUCCGGGUUCAAGUGCAAUAGUGUGGUGUGGCGGGCCCUCCGUCGGGUCAAAAGGCCCACUAGGAACCCAUGGCUCAACUGUCUUGAUCAAUACCCGGUCCGAACCUAGCAAGCAACUGUAACGUCUUUAUCCCCUUAAAGUACUGCUUUCCGUCAAAUACUGAAAAUGUCACUUUAUUAUGAUAAUUGUAUUAUUAUUACUAUUA
Magnolia sinica is the source of this 1712-nucleotide messenger RNA. Its product is annotated as 3-ketoacyl-CoA synthase 10-like. Gene Ontology annotation, biological process: fatty acid biosynthetic process. The record is from RefSeq and is a predicted model, not a curated record. The transcript has 3 exons. Gene Ontology annotation, cellular component: membrane. The coding region runs from base 32 to 1615 and encodes 527 amino acids. Lineage: Eukaryota; Viridiplantae; Streptophyta; Magnoliopsida; Magnoliales; Magnoliaceae. Gene Ontology annotation, molecular function: acyltransferase activity, transferring groups other than amino-acyl groups.